CGUUUAUGCCUAAAAUCAAUUCUGUUUAAAAGUGGGACCUUUUCUUCGAUUUGAUUACGAGAGACGAACAAAGAAAAAGAGAAAGAAGUCUCUCUUCUUCGCAACAGCUCUCUCUCUCUGUGUAUCGUCUUCCCCUCUAUCGGUCUCUUCGGAUUGGGACUUGGGUUUUUGUUUCUGGAAAGUUAUUUCUUUUCGGUUUUUUCAUCGAACAGGUGGUCGGUAUCCGAGAACAGUCGAUGAAGAGGGGGAAACUGGACUUGUUCGUGUCGCUGGGUCGGCAAAGGUCGAUCCAAAUUCUGAUGUUCGUGGGGUUUCUUUACAUGUUCCUGGUUUUCCUCGAAGUCCCCUUCGUGUUCAAAACGGGGUUCAGCGCCGUUUCCCAAGAAGGACAGAAUGGCUUCUUCGCCGACGCCGUUUCCCGGUCGCUUCCGAUGCAGAGCAAGGAGGAAACGGCCGGAAAAGACGCCCCAAUCCGGCCUCUCGAAGAACUUCCCUCUCCGAGCUCCGAAAACUCAGAAUUCAAGGCCUUAUCGAGCUUGACUUUCCAUUCUUCCGCUCCGAAUAACGCCGGCCAAGACGGGUUUCUGGGGAUUCAGAAAUCCGCCAGGGAGGCCUUCGAAUUGGGGAAGAAGCUCUGGGUGGACCUCGAAUCGGGGAAAGCUCUGGAAGAAGCCACGGCGGCCAGAGAGAGCCGGACCGAGUCGUGUCCCAACUCGGUGUCCUUUUCCGGCGCCGAGUUCACUCAGCGGGGCCAGAUCAUGGUUCUGCCAUGCGGCCUAACUCUGGGAUCUCACAUAACUUUAGUGGGGAAGCCAAGAGAGGCUCAUCAAGAGCAAGAAACCAAGAUUUCAAUGUUGAAAGAUGGACAAUCUGUGAUGGUUUCCCAGUUCAUACUGGAGCUUCAGGGAUUGAAGACCGUGGAUGGAGAGGACCCGCCGAGGGUUCUGCAUUUCAAUCCCAGAUUGAAGGGGGAUUGGAGUGGGAAGCCUGUGAUUGAGCAGAACACCUGUUACAGGAUGCAGUGGGGCACGGCGCAGCGAUGCGAAGGGUGGAAAUCGAGGGCUGACGAAGAAACUGUUGAUGGUCAAGUGAAGUGUGAGAAAUGGAUCCGUGACGACGGCGACCACUCCGAGGAGUCAAAGUCAACAUGGUGGUUGAGCCGACUAAUUGGCCGAACAAAGAAGGUUACCGUUGAUUGGCCAUACCCGUUUGCAGAGGGCAAACUGUUUGUCCUUACUCUUAGUGCAGGCUUGGAGGGCUACCAUGUGAAUGUCGAUGGAAGGCAUGUCACCUCGUUCCCUUAUCGCACUGGAUUUUCUCUCGAGGAUGCCACCGGCCUAUUCUUGAACGGUGACGUGGACCUCCAUUCCAUAUUUGCUGCAUCCUUGCCAACAUCACAUCCGAGCUUUGCUCCUCAGAGGCAUCUUGAGAUGUCCAGCAGGUGGAAGGCACCUCCCCUUCCUGAAGGGCCUGUGGAAAUGUUCAUUGGCAUCCUUUCAGCAGGUAACCAUUUUGCUGAGCGGAUGGCCGUGCGGAAGUCUUGGAUGCAGCACAGGCUUGUCAAGUCUUCUAACGCGGUUGCCCGUUUCUUCGUAGCACUGCACUCAAGAAAAGAGGUGGAUGUGGAGCUAAAGAAAGAAGCAGAGUUUUUCGGCGACAUUGUUAUAGUGCCUUACAUGGAUAACUAUGAUCUUGUUGUUCUGAAAACUGUUGCCAUCUGUGAAUAUGGGGCCCGGGUAGUGUCUGCAAAGUAUAUAAUGAAGUGUGACGACGAUACAUUUGUCCGAGUGGAUGCGGUUAUAAAUGAAGUAGGGAAAGUACCUGAUGGUAAAAGCUUUUAUGUGGGAAACAUUAAUUACUACCAUAAGCCCCUUCGCACUGGGAAAUGGGCGGUCACGUACGAGGAAUGGCCAGAAGAAGAUUAUCCACCUUAUGCAAAUGGCCCAGGCUACAUUGUAUCGUCAGACAUUGCAAACUUUAUUGUAUCUGAGUACGAGAAACAUAGAUUAAGGUUGUUCAAGAUGGAAGAUGUGAGUAUGGGGAUGUGGGUGGAGCAGUUUGUCAACAGCUCGCAACCGGUAGAGUAUGUUCACAGCUUGAAGUUCUGCCAGUUCGGGUGCAUUGAAGAUUAUUACACAGCGCACUACCAGUCGCCGAGGCAGAUGAUCUGCAUGUGGAACAAACUGCAAUUGCAAGUAAAGCCUCAGUGCUGCAACAUGAGAUGACAACGGGCGUUCGGUUAACUGAGAAAUCUCUUCGGAGUAUAUGGCGACAGAGAUCGAGUUUUGACGUGUCAAACCGGAACAAAAAAUUUUGCAGGGAUAGCGUCAGGUACCGUGUAUAUUCUGGGGAUGGUUGAACUACAUGCUGGGCUAAUCCAGCCCUUCCAGAUUCAUUCAUUAUUUUUUCUCCAUAUCUCCUUUCACCUUUUCUGCUUUCAGGUUAUGUAACAAUCAAGGGGGGUUACUUGUGAAUGGAACGUUUCUGUAGAACUACUUGUUCUGUAAUUUACAUGAUGAUAGCAGCAUAAUAGAAUGGCUUUUAUCAUUCCAUCUUAGAAUUUGUGUGUUGUCUCCCUAUUUUAUGCUUCAAAAGCAUAGGCACGGGGAAAGAUAUUUGGGUGAGAUUUCUAUGGAUUGGUGUCUUGCA
Diospyros lotus (date-plum) is the source of this 2649-nucleotide messenger RNA. Its product is annotated as hydroxyproline O-galactosyltransferase GALT6-like. Gene Ontology annotation, cellular component: Golgi membrane. The record is from RefSeq and is a predicted model, not a curated record. Gene Ontology annotation, molecular function: carbohydrate binding; galactosyltransferase activity. NCBI's taxonomy places the organism in Eukaryota, Viridiplantae, Streptophyta, Magnoliopsida, Ericales, Ebenaceae.